This is a messenger RNA of Toxorhynchites rutilus septentrionalis, 609 nucleotides long. It is a transcript of the gene mRpL54, whose product is annotated as 39S ribosomal protein L54, mitochondrial. The record is from RefSeq and is a predicted model, not a curated record. Lineage: Eukaryota; Metazoa; Arthropoda; Insecta; Diptera; Culicidae. Gene Ontology annotation, cellular component: mitochondrial large ribosomal subunit. The coding region runs from base 137 to 541 and encodes 134 amino acids. Gene Ontology annotation, molecular function: structural constituent of ribosome. The transcript is spliced from 2 exons.
AUUUGUCGCACUCGCACAAACUUGACAGCAGAAGCAUGUGAACGUUCUCAAAAAUAAACAAACACAAAUUCUGGAUUAAAUUUAAUGGUUUUUGGAUAAUUAUUCUUCGAAUAUUGUAUUAUUUUGUGUAGUUAUUAUGAAUACAGUCAUAGCCAGCAGUAUAUUAUCCUCUAUGUUUCGACGGUGUUCAAUUCAAAUAGCCGCAAUUAGAAAUUAUGCAACACCUAAGCCGGGUGGAGCUCUUGGAUCAAAGAAAAAGAAACUAGGCAAGCUUGGUCCUGUGGUGGAGAAAAAAGUGAUACCGGUAGAAACGGAUGUCAACAAAUUGGUAAACUAUGUUUGCGGCAGUAAUAUAAUGAAAAAGGGCGAGGACAUAAAGCUGAAACCAGAUUCUGAGUAUCCGGAUUGGUUGUGGAGUUUGCACGUUGGUAAACCACAAACUUUGGAUGAACUUGAUCCGGAGCAGAAGCCGUACUGGCGGAAGCUACGGCGAAUGGCGCUGCAGCGAAACAAUAAAUUAGCAAAAUUGAAAAAGUUCUAGCGAGUAAAAGGAAUUAGUUGGUGCUUAUUCGAGGACGGUACAAUUGUUGUAAUAUACAUAAAAUAGGA